Strongylocentrotus purpuratus (purple sea urchin) is the source of this 2697-nucleotide messenger RNA. RefSeq names its product structural maintenance of chromosomes flexible hinge domain-containing protein 1-like. The record is from RefSeq and is a predicted model, not a curated record. Gene Ontology annotation, molecular function: ATP binding; protein binding. Gene Ontology annotation, biological process: double-strand break repair; chromosome organization. Gene Ontology annotation, cellular component: chromosome. Bases 91 to 2697 code for a protein of 868 amino acids. The transcript is spliced from 20 exons. Lineage: Eukaryota; Metazoa; Echinodermata; Echinoidea; Camarodonta; Strongylocentrotidae.
GAGGUGGAACACAAAGGAGAUAUUGAGUGGACGGCCGGAGAGAAUACAUCACAGAUCAGCUUUGCUCUGUUUGAUGAGGGUGACAACCGCAUGGAGAUUACUAAGGAGCAGGCAAACAAGUUCAAGUUCAACUGGUUACUCAGGUUCGACCCCUCCACCAUCAUGGAGGGGUACUUGCCCGCUAUCAAGGUCCCCAAAUCGGUGGGAGAUAUCAAGUUCUGUCAGCUGAGACUCACAGAUGGAUCGGGCCUGGAGUUUUCCUUCAACAUCAAGCCAAUCCCUGGCAAGGCCACGAAGAUCAAGUGUCAAAGCAAAAAAAGUGUAAAGGUGAAGCUUGGAGAGAUCUUAGAUGGUGAUAUUGUCGUCCAUGUCACUGAUGCCUAUGGGAACACUAUACAUGAGCUCCCUCAUGGUUCCUUGAGCAACCUCAGUGUGAAGGCAGACGAUCUAGACAUCAAAGUCCUGCAGAAAACCCUUCUACCUAACGUGGGAUUUUGCCUUCAGAACAUCAAGUUUGACGGUUCAACGCUAGGGGUCAGGGAGAUCGUAGUGGAGUACAACACCUUAACGGAUAAAAUCAAAUUAGAGGUGCUUCCCGGCCGACCGGCGAAGCUGAAUGUGAUGGGCUGGGGGCAAAAUGAGACACUGAUAGCAUAUGACGGCGUCCAGAUCAGCAAUCCAUUGGAUUUUCAAGUUUGUGAUGAAUCUGGCAAUCUAAUCUCCGAUGUUAACGCAACUAUCUCACUGCAAUAUGACAAGACAUUAAAGGUAUCUUCAAUUGUACCUCUGACAGCAAAGCCAGACAGUAAAGGUCAAGUUACCUUUGGGAAGCUGACCUUAUCCGGUCCCUGUGGGAAGUACAUGCUACAAGCGAAAAUGUCCAUGGAGUGGUCAUCCCUCUUGAGUUCUGAUCUUGCUGUUGAACUCAAGCCAGAUCCCAAGAAGGCACAUAAACUUCAGGUGGACUACAGAGAAGGGUGUGUCUACAUUGCUGGGGAUCUUUCUCCAGAUUUUGACAUCUCUUUAAUUGCUGCUGAUGAGAGCACCAUGACUAAAAUCCCUCAGGAGAAGAUUUCCAUGAGUCUAUGGGAGUCCACUACCAACGAUCAACACUCUGGUCCGCCACCACAGAGGGCGCAAAUUACAGGCAUGGACAAGCCCAGUGAGGAGGAUAGGGAAGGACAUUUCUACUGCAGAAAACGAAAACUACCCCCAAAGGCACGCAUGCAUUGGAUAAUGUUUCAAGCUUCCCUGGAUCAACAGAUGCUCUACUCUGAACCGAUUGGGUUUGACAUCCAGCCUGGUCCACCAGUAAAACUGAUCCCAGAGAUAGCCCCGCCAACUCCCAUUGUAUGCAAUACACCUCAAGCACAUAGCAGGACUCUCAGCGAAGCGCUCAGGCUACAGCUUGUGGAUGACUUUGGGAAUGUGACCGGCAAAGAUUUGACGGAUAACAUUGAAGUUCAUGUGAAAGGCAACAAUGGAGCUGAGCUGCCUAAACUCCAGGGCAAUAAGAAUGCCAAGAAGCUGCAGCGGAUGUCUCAGCUAUCGAAGGAGAGAGACACACUCACUGCUUCUAUCAAGGCAUCCAAAGAACUGUUUGAAGGGAUACAACAGCGUCUACAGAUGUCCAAAAAAUCUGCUGAGGAUGCUGCUAAGAAUGAGCUCGAGUUACGAGAAAAGUUGAGACAAUUGGGAGUCCGGGAUGCACAUAUAGCAACGAGAAAAGAAGUCCAAGAAUUAAUGACAUCUACUAACGAAACAAUUGAAGAGCUGAGGAACAAACCUAGAAGGAUUUGCAGGAUAAAGAGAUAUGAGACCCGGGAUGGUGAAAUACUCGGAAAGGUAGCACACCUGGUUGAGGUAGAAGAUGAGAAUGUUGCUUAUGUGUUAUCGUGGCAUAUGGCCUCAGAUAUUGACUGCGUCCUCACCACCACACUCGCUAAGGCCAAUGAGGUCUUUGAGAACACAAAUAUGCGUCAACAGGUUCUACCCAUCGAGUCGAUCUACAAAAACGGCCUGACCGAGUGGGACAAGCCUCUACCACACACGAGAGUACCCAUGAACCAUGGUCAAACCCCAUCAGGCAACCCUGUGUAUGCAAGGCACCUUUUAAGGUUCACUGGUCAUGAAGAGAAUUGCAAGAUAGCCUUCAGGCUCUUGCUACAAGAUAACAUACUCUUGGAUACUUUGGAUGACGCAAGAGCAUACAGACAGUCAAUUGUGAAACACAUGCACUGCCCCACUCUCCUCACCCGCGACGGCAACUGUAUCCGUGGCAGCGGAAAAUUUGGAGGAUUUCGGAACCGAUGUCCGAAAGACCUUCAGGGAUGCGUCUUUGGGGAACCUCCUCCCAAACAGUUACAAUCACUGGAGAAGCAGAUGGUGAUCCUGGAGCAGAUCAUGCAUGCCAUCGAGAGUCGUGAGCAGGCUGAGGUAGAGUACAAGGAUCAGGAGGUAGCCCUAAGAUCAGAUAAUAUGGUUACCAAGCAACGGAAUUGCCAGGAGGACGAGGAACAGCUUGCCCUCAUCAACCAGAAACUCAAAUUGGCUGUAGCUUCAAGCAAAGAUCGUUCUUCGAUUCCAAUUUCCAUCACAUCUUCCAACUCAAGUGGGCAGUCCACUUCCCGAGGAACGAUGAGACGGUCAGCACCCUCUGUGCCAGGGGCUCCUCAAACCAAAAGAAGGAAACCAUAA